CUGCCUCCUGUCAGCGAGGAGCUGGACCCGGCUCAUCCGAGAGGGUUUGCCGCCGCGGGGAAGGAGGUGCUGCGGGUGGCAGCCGCACUUGGGGGGCGACGGCGGGGUGGAGCGGGGCGGCCCCGUCCCGUGCGGGGGAGCAGCAUCUCCGCAGCCUUGCUGCCCGUCCCGUCCGGUCCCGUCGCCGCGGUGGCGGCGCGGCUCAUGAGGUGAAGAUGGUGAUCCGCGUCUUCGUCGCGUCCUCCUCGGGCUCGGUGGCGAUAAAGAAGAGGCAACAAGAUGUGGUGAGGUUUCUGGAAGCCAAUCGCAUAGAGUUUGAAGAAGUGGAUAUCACAAUGUCGGAGGAGAAAAGACAAUGGAUGUAUAAAAAUAUUCCUGAGGAUAGGCAGCCCGCGCAAGGCAAUCCACUGCCACCACAGAUAUUCAGUGAUGAUCGGUACUGUGGAGAUUAUGAUGGUUUUUUUGAAUCAAAGGAGAGCAACACUGUCUUCUCCUUUCUUGGACUGAAACCUACUUUGGCAUCAAAGUAGGAGUCAGAACCCUAGAAAGUCUAUCUGAAGUAUUGACAAGCACACCUCCUGGAUGAAUGACCCUGUUCUUCAGCACACAGCAGCUUCCCUAAUGGAUCACUGUGAUAGAGCAAACAUGCAUCAUUAGUAGUAGUCUGCUUGCCAUGAGACGGUGCUCUCCAAUAAUCUGGAAUUAAUAACAUGUAUAUGAAACAGGAUUAAGGCUGGGCUACUCAUCUUCCUUUUUGAAAAUACUCAUUGUUGAUGUUUCACUUUUGUCUUUGGAUUGCUUUUGCCGCUGACACUGACAUUCUAACAGACAUGUAUGUUUGAGAGUAAGGAGUGGAAGUGUAGGGCUUCUGUUGUUCAUGGAUAUACUUAUGUAGUCAGAUUCCGUACCUUUUUUAAUUCAUCCAACUACUGUAGUUGAAAUUAGCUCCUCAGGAUAGUUAAAGUGCCGGUGGUUAUUAGAAUGUUUGUGCUGGCUAUGAUCCAGAAGGUAAAAAUCAUCAAUCUUAAGAUCUCAGUCUAAGCCAAUAACUCCCGUAUUUUUGCUCUACAUUUAUUGUGAUGUUUAUGGUAGAUCAUGUUUAUUGUAAGAGACAUGGGCUGCUAACCCUGUUCAUGAAAACUUGAUUCCUCUCAUGAUACACAUUGCAACCGACUGUUUAAAAACAGUUCUUACCACAGAGGAGGUGCCAAAGUGAAAUAUUUUGACACAGUUCCUGUUACAAAUGCAGGUGAAAUGUGCAGGAAAACACUUGGUGGAAAAUACUGGGUAGUUCAGAAGAGGUCUUGUAGCUAAUGAUAAUAUUAAGUUAUCUCUUAACUGAGAGAGACUUAACACCCAAAGUUGGAGCUCUAUGGUUGGGCUGUCUUAAAAUGAAAUUUUGCCAAAACCUUGAGUUUACCUUCAGUAACACACAGCUCCACCAUUAGUCACAUGAGAGUCGGGGGGACACUUUGAAAGCCAGGGCUCAGUCCCAUAGAUGGUUAAGCAUUCUACCAUGGCCCAAGAGGAUGCCUAACUUGCCCAGCUGUUUUCCUGGUUGUAUCCCCAGGUGUGGAAAUUUGGAGUUGCCUCAAAGGCAAUGAGAAGGCUGAGCGUGUGCUUUGCUGGGUGAGGCCACGAUGGUCAGCUCAGCUGAGGAACAGGAGCCACGUAAAGGAAGUGGAGAUUGUUUCAGUGGGACUGCAUUGAUGCACAUAGCAGAACUUGGGCCCGUGACUUGCCAAUAACCAUUACAAAAUGCAUUCUAGACAGAAGUCAAAUUGCAUUAUGCAUUUUGAGACAAGUCUGGCUAUGAAAACAACAGCUAUGCUGUAAUGUAGCUUUUACUCAAAUGAUUUCAUAAUGACAGGGUAGUGCCAUUCCAGUAAAUGUCCUUAUGUCUUUGGGUAAAUGAAAGACAACCAUUAUGUGGGAAACCUUCUUUGCAAUCACAGCAUCACUCAGACUGUGUGGCUUGAAGGAAGCCAAACUUGUAAAAAGUGUCAGAAAGCAACACUGUCUGUGCAACAAAUCACAUAUUCUGUUAAAAUCAGUAACCAUGGCAUCCGAGACGUGUUAGUUGGAAGGGACAGCUGGAGGUCAUCUGGUCCAGCAUUGUCAAAAUCAGGGCUAACACAAACGCUAGUUUGGGUCAGAUAUGGGUUUGUCUAGCAGAGUGUUAAAAAUAUCCAGAGAUGAAGAUCUCAUAACCCUCUAGGUAACCUGUGCCAGUGCUGCAGUACUCUCCUAGUGAAAACUUUCUUUUAAUGUCCAGCCUCAACUCCUAGGCUGUAAUUUGUGGCUGUUGCCUUUACUAUGUUUUCUGGCGCUCACAGGAAGAGAUUGGCGCCAUCCUUUUUGUAACUGCCCUCAAGAUAGUUGUAGGCUACCAUUAGAUCACCUCUUAGCUGCCUUAUUACCAGACUAAACAAAGCUGGCUUCCUCAACCUUCCUUCAUAGGCUGUGUGCUAUAGGCCCCUGGCUGCUUUGCUUUUGUGGAGGGCUACUCUUUCCAGUUUGUUCACAUCCCUCUUGAACUGGGAGAAGGUCCCAAGAAAAUAUUUCAAAUGUGGCCUCACUGGUGCUGAGUGGAGGGGGAUAAUAACUUUCUUCAGCCUGCAGGCCACACUUCUCCUGAAGUAGAGUGCUCUGCGUGCUUUCCCCUAUUUGCAGUGAGUACGUUGCUGGUUUGAGAUCAAUCUGGCAUUCACUAAAAUCCCCAGGUCCCUUCAGCAGGGCCAUUACUCUGUCAGUCACUUCCCAGCCCAUGCUGAUGCUUCGCCACCCCCAAGGGCAGAAGUUCCUACUUGUCCUUAUCAAACUUCACGAGGUUUCUCAUUGGUUAGCCCAAUCCUCAAGAUUAUUGAGAUGCCACUGGACUGCAGCUCCGCCAGCUGUUACCCACCACUGAACCAGGUUUCAGGUGUCAUUCACAGAUUUGCUGGGGGUCCACGCUAGGUCAGCAUCCAAGUCCCUGCUGAAAAUGCUGAACAACAGGAGAAUUGUAGCCUCUAAGAUUUUGGACAAUGGCUUACUUACAACAGCAGAGGUAUGACAUGAACAAUGUUCAUGACUACCAUUGCUGGAGUAAAGAAUAGGUUACCUUCCUGUUCGCGUUGCCUCAGCUACAAACUGCUUACAGCUGUGUGGCUUUACCCUCUAGUGCAAGGCAAGAAAGCUUUAAAAAAGGAGAUGUUAAAGGACUCUUACCAGUUUCUCUUUGGAUCCUCUGGUGCCACCUCAGCUCAGUUAAAGGGCUAGAUGGAGCAAGAGCACACACGGAUUUCAAGUCCAUGGUUGUAUUUACUGGUCAAAAUCUUAUCUACAGCACCUUCUCUAGAGGAAUCCUGAAUGGGAGUUGAUAACAUGCAUAUACAUAUAUGUAUAUAUACACUUAUGUAUAUGUACAUGUGUGUGUAUAUAUGUAUGUAUACAUAUAUGUAUGUGCAUUUUUAAGAAUUAUGUUGUCUGUGGUAAGUUAUUGUGACAUUCUUGUCACCAAUCCUAUGUUUUCAUGAGACUUGAAUUUCACUAUAGGAAAGGAAUGUGACAUGAGGUGGAGUUGUAUGUUGUUAAUUUCACCAAGUUCAAUAUAACUAUUCCUAAAAUAAGGUUAAGGAAAAAUAUUUAACUUUGCAAAUGAAUACAGCUAUAAAUUUACAUAAUUAUGCAGUUGAUUACAGAGAAGCCAUCCUGGAUUUAUCAUGUACUUGAUAUGUUGUAAACUUUGACAACUGCCUGAAGUCCCAAUUUUGAAAAAUUUACCUAAGUGUGUAAGUACAUCCACGUGAGUAAUCCUGGGCGAAAUCCCAGGCUUACUGAUGUGAAAGGCAAAACCACACUGAUUUCUCCAGGGAUGAAAUUAGUUUCACAAAACUCCUCUUGAAUUUUGAUAAUUGUAGAAUAGAAGCCUCUCGUUCAGUGAGGAGCUAGUCCUGUUACAGCUGUUAGGUAAACCUAGCUUAUUUCAGAGCACGCACGUGGGCACAGUCAGUUGUACUCAUUGUUGGACAACACUAGCUCCAAAGAUACCCUCCUUGCUUGCAUGGAUCAGCAGUGUAAGUGCUUUUGAAUUAUAAGUGGCUAGUUUAAAAAAAAAAAAGUAUAUAUGUUGCUUGAAUGUGAAUUUAGGCUGUUGUGUGACAGCCUUAUUUUUGUAAUUAAAGCAAGUAGAGUUCUAGUUUGUUACACAAGAUGAUCUGGAAUUUUUUAAACUGGUUUUGUAAUAAUGAAAUGUAGCUAUCAGGUAACUGCAAAGGUCUGUGGAAACUAGAGCCAUUUAUUGAAAGAACUAGCAAAUUCUUAAUUUUGUUUAAAAUACUUGCAUAUAAAGGUAUGCUUGAGAAUCAGAUGAUCCCAGUUUUUAGCUAAUACGUGUAAGUACCCCACUUUUUAAAAGGGAGAGCAGUGUGAAUUAAACUGUAACUCUUUGUACCUAGCUAAAGUUGCUGUGUGGGCUGACGUGCACACACGCGUUCACUGUAUCAGUGGCUUCGAUAGAGGUGUUUUUGUUUGUGCCACACACUACUGGAUAGUGCCUUGCAAGAAGGAGGAUUGUUUCUGUAGGAUCUUCUCAGAUGUGCUUAAACUUUGAACUGGGAAAGGGGUAGGUUCUAUAUUGCUAUUUUUGUAAUAAUGCAGUAAAUUGAUUUUGAGGCCUGAGUCAAAGACAUAUAUGCUUUGUAAGGUUGAAACAGUUUUUGAUGAGUCUUCUGAACUUUUGAUUUUUCUUAGUGUGGCUUUCUCUUUUUUCUUUUCCUUUUUGUUGAAUCAAAUCUUCCAAGGGAAGUGGACCUGGAGUAAAACCCCUAAAUCCAUGUUUACACUUUAAAAUAACUUAUCUGAUUGAAGUAUUGAGCAGUCCAAGUGCUAUCACUGGAAUGAAGAGGAGCUGCCGGGUUCUCAGUGGAUUUCUUGGUCGUCCCUCCCUGCCCUGUCCCCCCCGCCAGGCCAUUUAUUUAGGGAGUCCAAUUCUGGGAAUACCGUGAUUCAGAAGUAGGACCCUGAGGUUUUAGGCAGUGCCUUGUGGCACUUCACAGGAGUGUGAGAGUGGGGUCAUCACCAGGAAAGUGCCAAAUCCCAUUAGUCUUCAGUGACUUGUCCAUUGGUUUCGCUAGAUCUUGGCGUGAGCAGUGGGAGGAGGAGGGAGCCCGGCGCAUUUGCCCUGCGCAGGGCAGCAGCAGAAGGCACGGUGCAGGAUGGCCCACAGCUUGUUGAUGGCACCCUGUGCAGUGGUUCUCACAGGGUCCCAUGGCUGGCAGUGCCCUGUGUGAAACCACAUGGCACCGCUCUCCACGGGACUCCGGCUGCAUCAUGGCCUGUUCGUCACCCUCUUGCAUCAUGGCCUGUCCGUCACCCUCUUGCUCCCUGAGGAAUUUGGGAGGGGAAGUGGAGAACACCUUCUUGAGAGCAGUCCUUCAGCCAGGGCAGAUCCAGCUUACUCUCUUCUUCCUGUUCUUUACCUCUUCCUAAUGUGCUUUGACCUGCCUGCGUGCAAAGCUUCCAUUCCUGACCAUUUGUAACAUCCCCGUGGGGCUGCAAACGCAGAGCUGGUGUUCACCUUCAUGGCGUCACUGUUCUGUAACUCGGUGGGGGAGGGAGCACGUUGCAUCCUAGGCCGUGUACACGUGGAGUUUUAAAUUAUGUAUUAAACCUGUGUUCGUCUAAUAAAAAACGUCAUUCAGAAAA
Molecule: messenger RNA, 5688 nt
Organism: Grus americana (Whooping crane)
Lineage: Eukaryota; Metazoa; Chordata; Aves; Gruiformes; Gruidae
Gene: SH3BGRL2
Product: SH3 domain binding glutamate rich protein like 2
Exons: 4
Coding region: 216-530 (104 amino acids)
Cellular component (GO): cytoplasm
Source: RefSeq, a predicted model, not a curated record